Molecule: messenger RNA, 1325 nt
Organism: Pelobates fuscus (common spadefoot toad)
Lineage: Eukaryota; Metazoa; Chordata; Amphibia; Anura; Pelobatidae
Gene: FAHD1
Product: fumarylacetoacetate hydrolase domain containing 1
Exons: 2
Coding region: 261-926 (221 amino acids)
Cellular component (GO): mitochondrion
Molecular function (GO): acetylpyruvate hydrolase activity
Source: RefSeq, a predicted model, not a curated record
CAGGAGGCGGGGCGUCGAUUGUGCUAUGUAUGUUACAGAUACGCAGUGUUCCAAUGUGUUGUACAAUGUAUCAGUGGCUCAGUAUUAACCUAUUCCUUUCACUUUGACGAGCAGAGUUCACUAUGUGCCCUCAGUCCAAUAGGAUCACUUUGUCUGCAAUGAUCACCAUGUGAGUUUGACCUCCCUGUAAAUGACUUCCUGUUUCUUUCUGUGCCCUGAGAGUUGCACUUUUACCAAGAAGACUUCACAUUAUUUGCCACAUGAUGACAUCACCUAAAAAUCUCAGUAAAUUUUGGGAAUGGGGGAGGAAAAUAAUCUGUGUUGGAAGAAACUAUGCAGAACACGCUAAGGAAUUGAAAAAUGCAGUCCCUACUGAACCAGUCCUGUUUCUUAAACCACCAACAGCCUAUGUGAAGGAAGGUUCUCCAGUUAUCAUGCCAUACUACAGCAAUAAUCUUCAUCAUGAAGUGGAACUAGGGGUUGUGAUUGGAAAAGGAGGAAGAAACAUAUCUCAAGCAUGUGCAAUGGAACACGUACACGGUUACGCUUUGUGUUUAGACAUGACAGCCCGAGAUGUACAGGAUAAAUGCAAGGAGAAGGGACUUCCUUGGACUUUGGCAAAAGCAUUUGACACCUCGUGUCCUAUCAGUGAUUUCAUCCCCAAAGACAAAAUACAAGACCCACAUAAUCUGAACAUAUGGUUAAAGGUCAAUGACAGCCUCCGACAAGAAGGGAACACUUCUUCAAUGAUCUUUUCCAUUCCAUUUCUAAUUAGCUACAUCAGUAAAAUAAUCUCCCUAGAAGAAGGAGAUCUCAUUCUCACGGGAACACCAAAAGGGGUGGCUUCUGUCAAGGAAGACGAUGAGAUGAUGGCAGGAAUUGAUAAUAUCAUUAGUAUGAAAUUUAAGGUUGAGAAACAGUCUUAGCGGUUUAAAAUGUCCGUUCAUGUGAUAACCAAUUGAAAGCUGCUUCGGGAAAGCAAUAACGUUUAGGAGGUGUAGCAGUGAUUUCUCUAAGUUCAUCGAGUUAUGGCGGUUCAUGUGAUAACGAUGAUUUUGUUUGUUUAACAUUGAGAUUUAAUUUGUUUUAUAAAAUGAAAUAAAUGAUCCAAAUCAUAGUUAAAUUAUAAAAUAACAUGCAGUUAUGAUACAAGCCACAAGGUGGAGCAAUGAACUUAGUAUUUUUUACAUCUGGAGUACAUGAUCUGCAAUAUAUUCAUAUACGGCUACUUUUUUUUUUUUUUAAUCUCCACUUAGAACACAUGUGAAAGGUUUGAUGUUGAGCUAACUAUGAAUGUAAGUUUUUCUAAAAGGCCAGAGCAGAUG